CCCUCUCUACCUCUAUAAAAAAAUCUCAAUCUGAGGUUUUCUUCAAAACCUGCACGAUCAGCUUCUCUCUCGAGCCCUACUUUAUUUGCAUCCAGACCCAUCUUUUCUUUCGAACCCCUUCGUUCUAGAUCUGGAGAUCAACAUGUUUUAUUCCUUGAUGCAGUUCAUCUCUCGGAAACAAAUCAUGUGAUGCGAAUUAGUUUGGGAGAUUACGAGGAAAUUGUUUAACACCCAUCACUUUAUCAAUAUGAGUAUCGAACCGUUUAACAGGUUGGUGAAACUUGCAGCUCGGGCAUUUUACGAUGAUGUGACAACAAAAGGAGAUAAUCAACAUAAGAUGGGUCGAGGGGAUAAUAGAGGGAUUGCUGUUGUAGUGCUUGAUGCUCUUACUAGGAGACAAUGGGUUAGGGAAGAAGAUUUUGCAAAGGAGUUGAAACUACAUUCUAAGCAACUUCGGCGGAUUUUACGGCUAUUUGAGGAAGAAAAAUUAGUCACCCGCGAUCAUAGGAGAGAGACAGCAAAAGGGGCAAAGAUGUAUAGUGCUGCAGUUGCUGCGACAGUUGAUAAUCAAGUGGGUGGUAAAGAGGGAGAGGAGAAGAUUAAAUUGCACACUCACUCGUACUGUUGUCUAGAUUAUGCACAGAUAUAUGAUGUUGUUAGGUAUAGACUUCAUCGUAUGAAGAAAAAAAUAAAGGAUGAACUUGAGGACAAGAAUACCGUUCAGGAGUAUGUAUGCCCUGGCUGUGGGAAAAGAUACAAUGCUUUGGAUGCAUUGCGAUUAGUUUCUUUGGAGGAUGAAUAUUUUCACUGUGAAAGAUGUAAUGGAGAAUUGGUGGCAGAGAGUGACAAGUUAGCUGGACAGGAUGUAGGAGAUGGGGAUGACAAUGCAAGACGAAGGCGACGUGAAAAGUUGAAGGACAUGCUUCAGAAAAUGGAGGUGCAGCUUAAACCAUUAAUGGAACAACUCAAUAGAGUAAAAGAUAUGCCUAUUCCUGAAUUUGGAAGUCUCCAAGCAUGGGAAGCUCGAGCUAGUGCUGCCGGGCGUGCAGUACAUUCUGGUUCAAAUGAUCCUUCCAAAAAUUCUCAGGGUUAUGGGGGGACACCUAUGCCAUUUCUUGGGGAGACAAAGGUUGAAGUUGCCUUUCCUGGUGUUGAUGGCAAGGAAGAUGUCAAGUCUGAAAGUGCAAGCUCAUCCUUGAAAGUUUUGCCACCUUGGAUGAUAAAGCAAGGAAUGAACCUGACAAAGGAACAACGUGGAGAGGUCAAGCAGGAGUCAAAGAUAGAUGGCAACUCAGCACAACCUGAUCUUUCAGAUGACAAGAAGUCCACUGCUGAAAAUGAUGAUAAGACGAAUAUACAGGACGAGUAUCUUAAAGCUUAUUAUGCUGCUUUGUAUAAGAAACAACAAGAACUAGAAGCCGCCGCUAAGAAACAAGAACUGUCAGAUGUUCCUCCAGCCACUAGUCUUUCUGACUCUUCCAAUCGUCAAGUUGGUAUGAAAGUUAAACGUAAUGACACUGAGGGAGACGAUGAUAUUUGUUGGGAAGAAGCUCCUAUUGCAGGUUAUACAACUGAGAGUUAUAAGGUCGACCUGAAUGUCGAAGCAGAAGAAUCUGGAGAUGAUGAGGAUGAUGUAGAUUGGGAGGAAGGGUGAGAGCAAACAAGGAUUCAGCUUCCUUUGAUCUGCAUGAUGUUGACAAUGGUAAUGGAUGGUUUUCCCGUCACGUUUCGCAUCAUGAGCUCUUUGAAGAUUUUCAAGUGUAUUCGAAUUGCUCAUUAGUAUCGGUUGCAGUGGGAAGUCCGAUGAUGUUUUUCGUGCACUUAAUUCUUGAUUCUAGCCAAGUCAUUAUAAACUGUGGACAAAGUAAUAGGGUAAGGAAAGUAUUUAUCAUAAUUUUCUAACCUCUUGAGUUGUACUUCACCAAGGAACCCAAGGUGUUAAGUGGAACCGUGUAUCUAUCUAUGUUGUAGGCGUUAGUAAGAAGACAUAUAUCUUCAUUUCA
Hibiscus syriacus is the source of this 2003-nucleotide messenger RNA. Its product is annotated as transcription initiation factor IIE subunit alpha-like. Gene Ontology annotation, cellular component: transcription factor TFIIE complex. The transcript has 10 exons. The coding region runs from base 248 to 1654 and encodes 468 amino acids. The record is from RefSeq and is a predicted model, not a curated record. Gene Ontology annotation, biological process: transcription initiation at RNA polymerase II promoter; transcription open complex formation at RNA polymerase II promoter. NCBI's taxonomy places the organism in Eukaryota, Viridiplantae, Streptophyta, Magnoliopsida, Malvales, Malvaceae.